CAAGAAAUAACUUGAUUUCACAUAACAAUGUGUGGCAUUUGCUGUUCUGUAAGCUUUUCCGUUGAGCAUUUCAGCAAAGAUUUGAAACGGGAUUUACUGUAUAAUCUUAACCGACGGGGACCCAACAGUAGUAAACAGUUGUUAAAGUCUGAUGUUAGCUACCAGUGUUUAUUUUCUGGUCAUGUCCUUCACUUAAGAGGUGUUUUGACUGCCCAGCCUGUGGAAGAUGAAAGAGGCAAUGUGUUCCUGUGGAAUGGAGAAGUCUUUAGUGGCAUAAAGGUUGAAGCUGAAGAAAAUGAUACCCAAGUAAUGUUUAAUUAUCUUUCCUCUUGUAAGACUGAAUCUGAUAUUUUGUCACUCUUCUCAGAAGUCCAGGGUCCUUGGUCUUUUAUAUAUUACCAAGCAUCUAGUCAUCAUUUAUGGUUUGGUAGGGAUUUUUUUGGUCGUCGUAGCUUGCUUUGGCAUUUUAGUAAUUUGGGCAAGAGUUUCUGCCUCUCUUCAGUUGGUGCCCAAACAUCUGGAGUGGCCAACCAGUGGCAAGAAGUUCCAGCAUCUGGAAUUUUUAGAAUUGAUCUCAAGUCUCCUUCCAUUUCCGAAUCUGUGGUUUUAAAAUUGUACCCUUGGAAAUGUAUUUCUAGGGAGAAUGUUAUCAAAGAAUGUGUUAAUAGCCUGACUCAAAUUUCAGCAAACUUGCCAACAUUUGUAUCAGUGGUAGCAAAUGAAGCCAAACUCUGUCUUAAAGAACCUGUUGUUCCUUUAAAUAUGACGUUGCCACAAGCUCCAUUUGAGAUUUAUUGCAGUAACAUUGCUAGUGUCCCACCUACCAGGGAAACGCUUCAGGUCUUUCUUACUGAUGGACACAUGAAGGAAGUAGUUCAGCAGUUCAUUGAUGUCCUGAGUAUCGCAGUGAAGAGACGUGUCUUAUGUUUACCUAGGGGUGAAAACCUGACACAGAGUGAGGUUUUGAAAAGUUGUGAUAGGAAAGCAAAUGUUGCAAUCCUGUUUUCUGGGGGUAUUGAUUCCAUGGUUAUUGCGGCCCUUGCUGACCAUCAUGUACCUUUAGAUGAACCCAUUGACCUUCUUAAUGUGGCAUUCAUGACUAAAGAAAAGACCAUACUUACUGGUUUUAACAAAAAGAGGAAAAAACAGAAAAACCAUUGUGAAAUGCCUUCUGAAGAAUCCUCUAAAAAUGCUGCUGCUGCUGCUGUUGCUGCUGCUGGUAACGAUGAUGAUAGUUCUGAUAAACAAUUCAGUGUACCAGAUCGUAUCUCAGGAAGAGUGGGACUGAAGGAACUACAGGCUGCUAACCCUUCCCGGACUUGGAAUUUUGUUGAAAUUAAUGUUUCUCUGGAAGAACUGCAAGAAUUAAGAAGAACUCGAAUAUGCCACCUGGUUCAGCCCUUGGAUACAGUGUUGGACGAUAGCAUUGGCUGUGCAGUCUGGUUUGCUUCUAGAGGAAUUGGUUGGUUAGUGACCCAGGAUGAAGCAAAAUCAUAUCAGAGCAGCGCAAAGGUGGUUCUUACUGGAAUCGGUGCUGAUGAGCAACUUGCAGGUUAUUCUCGUCACCGUGUCCGCUUUCAGACCCAUGGAAUGGAAGGAUUAAAUAAGGAAAUCGAGAUGGAACUGGGUCGAAUUUCCUCUAGAAAUCUUGGUCGUGAUGACAGAGUUAUUGGUGAUCAUGGAAAAGAAGCAAGAUUUCCUUUCCUGGAUGAAAAUGUCGUCUCCUUUCUAAAUUCCCUACCAGUUUGGGAGAAGGCAAAUUUGACUUUGCCCCGUGGAAUUGGUGAAAAACUAAUUUUGCGUCUUGCAGCAGUGGAACUUGGCUUAACAACCUCUCCUCUUCUGCCGAAACGGGCCAUGCAGUUUGGAUCCAGAAUUGCAAAAAUGGAAAAGAAUAAUGAAAAGGCAUCUGAUAAAUGUGAAAGGCUCCAAGUCAUUUCCUUAGAAAACCUUUCUAUUGAAAAGGAGAUUAAAACAUAAUAUUUCACAAUGUAACAACAUUUACUGAAUGAUGAUUAUGUAAAAAUAAAACACUCGGCUGCUUUAUUAUUAUAUAA
Herpailurus yagouaroundi (jaguarundi) is the source of this 2057-nucleotide messenger RNA. It is a transcript of the gene ASNSD1, whose product is annotated as asparagine synthetase domain containing 1. Gene Ontology annotation, molecular function: asparagine synthase (glutamine-hydrolyzing) activity. The record is from RefSeq and is a predicted model, not a curated record. The transcript has 3 exons. NCBI's taxonomy places the organism in Eukaryota, Metazoa, Chordata, Mammalia, Carnivora, Felidae. The coding region runs from base 28 to 1980 and encodes 650 amino acids.